Juglans microcarpa x Juglans regia is the source of this 1090-nucleotide messenger RNA. RefSeq names its product heavy metal-associated isoprenylated plant protein 39. The coding region runs from base 315 to 833 and encodes 172 amino acids. The transcript has 3 exons. The record is from RefSeq and is a predicted model, not a curated record. NCBI's taxonomy places the organism in Eukaryota, Viridiplantae, Streptophyta, Magnoliopsida, Fagales, Juglandaceae. Gene Ontology annotation, molecular function: metal ion binding.
AACCUUCAUACAUUACAUACAUCCUCUCUCUCUCUCUCUCUCUCUCUCUCUCUAGCUUUACAUUCUCUCUCCUAUUCUGCAAUUCUUGUUUGAUUCGGAAUUUUCUGGUAUCGUGGUACCAGUCUGCCGGCCCAAACCUCUCUCCUUUAUCUUUUGAUUUCAUGGAAGCAUUAUUACUCGAUUUGAUCUUGGCUUGAUCCUCUCCCCCCCAUCUUUUCCAUACCUCAGCCAUUUGCUGCCUCUCCCAUCUGUUUCAAACGUUCUGUUUUUUUUAUCUGCAUAUUACUGAAAAACAGGAUAUACGAAUAUAUAUCAUGAAGAAGGUUGUAAUAUUGAAGCUGGAUUUACACGAUGACAAAGCCAAGCAGAAGGCGAUGAGGACGGUCUCUACUCUUUCGGGGAUUGAUUCCAUCUCAAUGGACAUGAAGGACAAGAAACUAACGGUGAUAGGGACGGUGGAUCCGGUAAAUGUGGUGAGCAAAUUGCGCAAAUAUUGGCCAUUGACAACUAUGAUCUCAGUAGGGCCUGUAAAAGCACCUGAAAAGAAAGAGGAGCCAAAGAAGGAAGAACCCAAGGCAGCAGAGGAGCCAAAGAAAGAGGAAGCAAAGAAGGAGGAAGCAAAGAAGGAGGAACCAAAGAAAGAAGAGGAGAAGAAAGAAGAACCCAAGAAAGAGGAAGACAAGAAGGAAGAAGAGAAGAAGAAAGAGGCGCCGCCGCCGCCAGACCCUGUCUUGGAGCUGGUUAGGGCUUACAAAGCUUACAAUCCGCACCUUACCUCAUAUUACUAUGUGCAAAGCAUGGAAGAGAACCCAAAUGCCUGUGUUAUUUUAUAAAAUGGGCUACCAAAUUUAAACUUAGUGUGAGAGAUCAUGAAUCUUUCCUCAGGUUUUGUUAAAUGGGAUUGGAGUUUUGUCAAAUAGUAUAGGAGGAGGCAGGCAUUCAUAUGCAGGCAACUCUGGUCCAAGACUCAAGAAGACAGGAGCUCUUGUAUAUAAGACGGGGGUAAUGCUUCAUCGGUCGUUCUAAAGCGCAAUGAUCUGUAAAAUGCAGAGAUCAGGGAAUAAAUAAGUCUUUGAAUUCGGUUUGAACA